This is a messenger RNA of Lathyrus sativus (Indian pea), 1101 nucleotides long. NCBI's taxonomy places the organism in Eukaryota, Viridiplantae, Streptophyta, Magnoliopsida, Fabales, Fabaceae. The record is from the annotation of a GenBank genome assembly.
AUGGCAACCAGAAGAGGAAGAUGCAGUCAGUGUGGAAGGGCUAUACAAGUAGAAGCCUAUAGCUAUGCCAAUUCCAUGGCCAUGAUGUGUUCUGGUUGCCACUCUCAAGGUUUCUCCCAGCAACCUAAUUACCCUUUUGUCAAUAACAACAACAACAACUCACCUCCUCCGGCCGCCUAUGGGCGACGUCCGUCUUGGCCACAUACACUGAUGGGCCCACAAGUUUCAAUGACACCUCCUUCUCCAUAUGGUAACAAGAGGGCUGUGUUAUUUGGCAUUAGCUAUGGUAAUAGUGCUAACAGCCUUAAAGGUUCUCUCAAUGAUGUUCACAGCAUGAAGUACUUUCUCACUCAAAAGUUAGGUUUUCCUACCGAUUGCGUUCGCAUGUUCACAGAUGAACCUGGGGAGAGAAACCCGACCAGAAUCCCAACAAAAUAUAACAUGCGAAUGGCAAUGAAGUGGUUGGUUGAAGGCUGCCAAGCAGGGGACUCAUUGGUGCUUCACUUCUCAGGACAUGGAUCAAGACAAGUGGACCACGGCAUGGAUGAGGUUGAUGGCUAUGACGAAGCUAUAUGCCCUGUUGAUUAUGAGCGCGAAGGGAAGAUUCUUGACGACGAAAUCAAUGCUACAAUUGUUAGGCCUUUACCUUAUGGUGCCAAACUUCAUGCUGUCACCGAUACAUGCUUUAGCGGAACAGUUCUUGAUUUACCAUUCAUGUGCAGGAUGAACAGAAAAGGUUACUAUGGAUGGGAAGAUCAUAGAAGCCACAGAGCUGGUUACAAAGGAACCAGAGGCGGGCUAGCAGUUUGCAUUUCCGCUUGUGACGAUGAUGGAAGUGCAGCAGACACAUCGGCCUUCAGCGGCAUGGAAAGUGCUGGUGCAUUAACUUACAGUUUCAUCCAAGCCAUGCAAGUUGAACGUAAACUGACUUACGGUCAAUUGCUUAAUUCCAUGCGUUCUUCGAUCCGUGGCGCUAGAGAAGGAAUGUUUGGCCCGAAUCAGCAACAGAAUGUCAUGGACAACCGGCAGCAGUAUGCUCAUGAUCCACAACUGUCAUCUUCUGAGAAGUUCGAUAUUUAUUCGAAGACUAUUGCAAUAUGA